GGACUGAGUACGCUCUAGAUAUAAACCAACGGACUUGUGUAAGGAAAGGAACAUACAUAUCCAUUUGGUCUUAAAGUUGUGAAGAAACUGCCGUUAUUAUUGAAGGACAUUCCAUAAUUAAUAUCACUUUUUCAUUCUGAGAGUCGUCAUACGAUGAAGUUUAACAAAGAAAUCCAGUUGCUGUUGUUGUCUGUGUGCUGUUGGUGCAUUUUGUCCCAGGAGACCCUAUCGGCAGGGGGAGUGUUAACAGUCGUUGACCCACCCCCUGGAGAUGUUGCCAGAGAGAAUCAGGGGUUAGAGAAUCUAAAGGCCUUAUGUAGCCGAUGCAAUGCCGUUGUCUGCACACUGGGAAUACCAAAUGACUGUGGAGCGUAUGUCGUCUGCGAAUCAGGACGACAUCCAACACAGCUAAGAUGUCCGUUCGGAACUUUCUUCAAUCAGAAGGAAAACAGAUGUGAUUUUCCAUCCAUCAUCAAAUGCGCAAAAGAUCCCUGCUCCGAUCCACGGUACCCAAACCUAGUGUCGUACCAAGACUUCAGAAGCAAAGAGCCAAAUUGUCGCUACUACUGGAAGUGUAGUGGGAGGUAUUCAGCUGCCGAGUGUUGUCCAGAAGGGACCUCCUACAAUGGCAAGGAAGGCGCAUGCGUGAAGGACAAGGCAUGUAACGCUUCAUGUCCACGAUACCAAGAAACACAUGAUAUAGAUACCGACACCAAAGUAACCGUGUGUAACGGCAAAGCCAAGACGAUCAAGUGUCCCCUUCGAAUGGAGGUCCGGAUCAAUGACGUGUUUUAUGGGCGUGCCGAUAUCAAAACAUGCGGUCCAACUCCACCAAUCAAAAAGCCGUGUUCCACUCGCUCGGCGUUUAAAGUUAUACGGAGCCUGUGUGCUGGAAAACAAUCCUGCUCUGUCGCCGCCGACCCCUCUCUCUACACCGACUCUUGUCCAGGGAUAAAUAAAUACUUACGAGUUGACUACACAUGUAAACCAGGUUGUAAUCUAAAGAGCAAGGAUGGAAAGACAUUCUACAAUGAAGCGAAUGUCGCAGAGACACAAAAAUGUGGCCAUGGCACGCGAUUUGAUGCCGAACUUUGCACGUGUGUUAGAGCCGGAAGUGUUACACCAUUAUGUCAACUUGAAGUUCACAUCACCUUUAAUGAUAUUGAAAGCAAACUAGUGAAGAAUGAAGCUGAAGCUCCAGUUUGGAUAUAUACGAAAUAUAUCGAAAAGAUCAAAGGUUAUGGUCAGUUCCGUGGGAACAGCUCCGUCUCUAUUCCAUUUUACAGCGGAAAUGACAAUCUUUCACGGAAGUUUGGGAUCCAGAUUAGAAUUUAUGUAAUGGGACAGGGACCUUCUAAACAGAUUUUGCUUACAAAUUGUGGUAGUGAUACUUCAAGAUAUCCUGAUGCCUCAUCACUCGAAAUUUACAUCAAUACGACGACUUCCGGUUCCAGUAUCCACAUGCGAAUAGUCAAUGACGAUAAUACUGUCACAUCUUUGGCACUUCCUAUAAAAAUUAAAGAAUGGACUAACGUGCUUUUCCGAUUUGACGGAUCACAUCUACAUGGGACGUUACAGCAUAUCAACAAGGCCACAGGAAAAGUUCAGGAGGACAAGGGCAAGGUCGCAUUCUCGGGGAACAUGAUGACCAGCGUUGGCCCAUUGAAAAUAGGAUCUUGUACAGAUUUUGUUGACGGACUCUACGCCUUUAUUGACGAGAUUCAAAUUUCUUUCUGCAAGACAGCCUUACCGAUGAGUGGCGCCGCCACUCCCUAGAAUUUAUGAUUACUUACAUGGAUUAUUACCAUUUAUGAUCAUUUUCCGUUUCAUCUCUGUGUACCUCUAAAAUCAUCCAUAUGGUGUCAAAUAUCGACAAUAAACUUAAUAACAAAAACAAAAUAUUGUAUAAAAUGUAGGUCAGCUAUGCAAAUUCCUUUUUUGUAGUUAAAGAAACAAUAUUUCACGCAAUAUUCCUCAUGUACAUCAUAGUAAGGAAAAUUAAUUAAAGGACAUUACUAGUAUUCAUGUGAUAUGCAUUACAAAAUGAUGUUGCUAGUAAAAGUAUAUAUUAUGAGAUGAUAUUACUGCUUAUACCUUUGAUUCACAUUACGAUAGGAUAAUACUAGUUCUAUUAUUGAUUCACAUUUCGUUAUUAAAAUGUGUGUUCUACUAGUGAUUCACAUCCUACAUCUGAUUCACAUUUCGUGAUUAAAAAGUUUGUUCUACUAGUGAUUAACGUUACGAUAAAAUAAUGCUAGCUCUACUAGUGACUCACAUUACGAUAGGAUAAUAUAAGUCCCGUAGUGAUAUACUAUUGCUUCACAUGAGAAUGAGUUAAUGCUAUUUCUACUACUGAUUCAUAUAACCAUAUGCUAAUUUCUACUGUUGGUUCACAUUAUUGUGUGAUAAUUCUAAUUGAACUAUUGAUUCUCAUUUACAUUAUAAUACUGCGUAAUACAACACGUGGAAAUCUCUUGAUAAUGAAACUCAUAUGAAUUUUAAGGGGGAAACUUUUUUAUGCGUUAUGCGUGUCAUUAUUUCUUUACUACUUACAAUGAACCUCUAAUUAUAUAACCGAGGAAUGAUGCUGACAUUUGAUACUAUUUCAUGCCGAGAACGAUGCCGGAUAUCAAGAUCUGCAAACAAUACUUAUUUUUCAUAAUAUUACUUGUCAUUGUUUUUGAUUCGUAAUAAAUGUAUUUGAUAUUUCUUAUGUA
This is a messenger RNA of Pecten maximus, 2717 nucleotides long. RefSeq lists its product as uncharacterized. Lineage: Eukaryota; Metazoa; Mollusca; Bivalvia; Pectinida; Pectinidae. Gene Ontology annotation, cellular component: extracellular region. The transcript has 11 exons. Gene Ontology annotation, molecular function: chitin binding; carbohydrate binding. The record is from RefSeq and is a predicted model, not a curated record. Bases 154 to 1776 code for a protein of 540 amino acids.